Cavia porcellus (domestic guinea pig) is the source of this 2260-nucleotide messenger RNA. It is a transcript of the gene Casp9, whose product is annotated as caspase 9. NCBI's taxonomy places the organism in Eukaryota, Metazoa, Chordata, Mammalia, Rodentia, Caviidae. The transcript has 9 exons. Gene Ontology annotation, cellular component: cytoplasm. The record is from RefSeq and is a predicted model, not a curated record. The coding region runs from base 160 to 1503 and encodes 447 amino acids. Gene Ontology annotation, biological process: intrinsic apoptotic signaling pathway in response to DNA damage; apoptotic process; proteolysis.
AAAGGGGCCGUGGUCUGGGUGAGUGGGCCAAGAGGUAGGCCGCCCGGCUCGGGGGAGAGGGCGCGGGGUCAGGGGCGGCCCUAGGGCGGGCCUGUAGGGGGCGGGCACGGCCCCAAGGCCCGGAAGCGGCCGGAGUCCCCGUCCCGCUGGCUUUCUACGAUGGACGAAGCGGAUCGGCAGCUCCUCCGGCGGUGCCGCUUGCGCCUGGUGGGUGACCUGCAGGUGACCCCGCUGUGGGACGCUCUGCUGAAACGCGAGCUCUUCACGCCCGACAUGAUCGACGAUAUCCAGCAGGCAGGUUCUCGGCGGGAUCAGGCCAGGCAGCUGAUCACGGAUCUUGAGACCCGAGGGAGGCAGGCCCUUCCUUUGUUCAUCUGCUGUUUAGAGGAAACGGGCCAGGACACACUGGCUUCAUUGCUGCGCACAAGUCGGCAAGUGACAAAGAGGGAUCCAGAGGCCAUCAGACCGCUGGACCUGGAGCCUGCAGUGGUGGGACCGAUGGGACUCAAACCAGAGAAGCCGAGAGUGAUGAAGCCAGAUCCAUCGAAUCUGGCCCCAGGAAAUGUCACCCCAGUGGUGCUGGGGCCGGAGGAGCUUUUACCAGCUCAGCUCAGGCCAGAGGUUCUCAGACCGGAAGCACCCAGACCAGUGGACAUUGGUUCUGAAGGAUUGGGUGGUCAGGAGAAGUUGAGAAGUGCACAUUUGGUGUACGUCCUGGACGCGGACCCUUGCGGCCACUGCCUCAUCAUCAACAACGUGAACUUCUGCCCGGCGUCGGAGCUCGGCACGCGCACCGGCUCCAACAUCGACUGUGAGAAGAUGCGGCGCCGCUUCUGCCAGCUGCAUUUCCACGUGACGGUCAGGGGUGACCUGACCGCCAAGGAGAUGCUCCAGGCUUUGGCAGAGCUGGCGCGGCAGGACCACCAAGCUCUGGACUGCUGCGUGGUGAUCAUCCUCUCUCACGGCUGUCAGGCCAGCCACCUCCAGUUCCCGGGUGCUGUCUAUGGCACAGACGGAUGUCCUGUGUCUGUCGAGAGAAUUGUGAACAUCUUCAAUGGGACCAGCUGCCCCAGCCUGGGAGGGAAGCCCAAGCUCUUUUUCAUCCAGGCCUGUGGUGGGGAGCAGAAGGACCAUGGGUUUGAGGUGGCCUGCAUGUCGCCCGAUGACGAGGGCCCUGGCAGCAGCCCUGAGGCAGAUGCUGUCCCAUUCCAGGGAGACCUGGAGCCCUUAGACCAGCCCGAUGCAGUGUCGAGUUUGCCCACACCCAGUGACAUCCUUGUGUCCUACUCUACCUUCCCAGGUUUUGUCUCCUGGAGGAACACUGAGCGUGGCUCCUGGUACAUUGAGACCCUGGACAGCAUCUUGGAGCACUGGGCUUCCUCUGAAGACUUGCAAUACCUGCUGCUCAGGGUGGCUAACGCCGUAUCUGAGAAAGGGAUUUAUAAACAGAUUCCUGGUUGUUUCAAUUUCCUCCGGAAAAAACUUUUCUUUAAAACCAAAUGAGGACACCUCAUCCUUCGUGCACAGCGUGCUGCAGCAGGCCUGGAUGUUGCUAAGGCCACCACGUCCUGCAAGUCAAGGGCUUCGGAACUGGGCAGUUCCCAUCCCUCACUGGUCUCGGCAGCUCCCACAGCAGAGAGCAGUGUCCAUGCGCAGAGAGAGAGGACCAGAAAGCUGUGGACAUCAUGGGGCCUCCACCUUAGAGCUGGCCUUGGGCUGCUGCCUGGCCCAUCAUCCCAUCUUUUGUGGAGCAGGGCUCCCCAUCCUCCACACUGUGGGCCAGGUACCCUUGGUCUAUGGUCACCCUGGCAUUGGAGGAGGCUUUGUGCCAUCACUGGGCUCCAGCCACAAAAGCCAGCAGCAGCCCUCCCUGAGCUGUGCUGACCACAGCCAUCUCCAAAUGUCACCACCUGUACUCUAGGGGACCAAAGUGUCCCCAGUGGAGAAGGGAGGCUCUGCAGGGAGUUGGGGCUACAGACAAACCAGUGUCUCUCAGGUCAACCAAUUUCAGCUACUAGAGUCUAAACAGCUGGGGUCCGUCAUUCUGAAGUGUCAGGAAUGGUUAACAUUCUUUUAUCACAUUAUUUAGUCUUAAAAAAUAAAUCUUAGGUGAAUGUGGGUUUUUUCUUUUGUUUCCUCUGUUCCUUCUCAUUUUCCUUCAACUCUUUGUCUUCCUUCAUAAAGUACAAUUUUAUCAUCUUCAAAACAUUUUCCUAGAGUCAGGUAUCUCAAAAGAAUAAAAAAUAAAUUUUUAAAUGGU